AUGUUUGGGGCAUUGAAUCGGUUUAUUGGUCGCCUAGACUCCGAUCCCGGUUCCCAGCAAUCAAGGUCCGAUAGUGCCUUUGGUUUUCAGGUCCUCCGCAAUAAGGACCCCGAGGUACCGCUAGAGCCGUGGUUUGAUUUCAUUGUUGGGAUAAAUGGGCGUUUGAUCGAUGAUCCCGACCCAAACCUCUUCGCAACUGAGGUCCGCAAUUGCGCCGGAUCUCGAGUCACGUUUGCGGUCUGGAGCGCAAAGGGCCAACGAACGCACACUAUCUCAAUCGCCGUCCCCCCAUCCGACCCAACUCUCGGACUCGCCCUUCAACUAGCCCCGCUCUCCUCUACGCAAAACAUCUGGCAUGUCCUGAAUAUCCCAUCGCCCCUGAGCCCAGCCUACAGAGCAGGCCUGCUCCCACAUUCUGAUUACAUCAUUGGCACACCCAGCGGGACAUUACGAGGGGAAUCGGCGUUGGGAGAACUAGUCGAAGAUCACCUCAACCGCACUCUAGUAUUAUGGGUCUAUAACAGCGAGUUUGACGUCGUGCGGACAGUUGAUCUGGUGCCAACACGAGGCUGGGGUGGUGAGGGUGCGCUGGGGGCAGAGCUGGGCUUUGGAGCCCUACACCGACUGCCGGUGGGAUUGGGUGAGGAGGUUGAGGGGCCUGGCGAGGUGGUGUUUGAGACGCGCGCGGAUGGGUUUUCAACGCCUGUCUCUAAACCGUCGGCUUCAUCUCUUCCGCCGGGGGCUGGAGUGCAGCCGCCACAAUUCCUUGUCCCCGCGAAUAUGAGCUCGCCUCCGCCGUGGGCACCAGCAGCUUCCGCGCCCCAGGUGUCGCACCAUGGGAAGAAGCGGGGAAACACGAGGGCGUCGCCUCAGAAAUCAUUUGAUGAUUACUUUGCGGAGGGCGAGCAAAAGAGCAAGGAGCAAGAUCAUGUACCAUCACGGAGAGGAACACCGCUGCCUCCGCCGCCCAAGGUUGGGCAACCACAGGAGCAGAUGCCUACGGAAUAG
This is a messenger RNA of Aspergillus mulundensis, 1008 nucleotides long. RefSeq names its product putative Golgi reassembly stacking protein. The record is from RefSeq and is a predicted model, not a curated record. The transcript is spliced from 3 exons. Gene Ontology annotation, cellular component: Golgi apparatus. Lineage: Eukaryota; Fungi; Ascomycota; Eurotiomycetes; Eurotiales; Aspergillaceae. Bases 1 to 1008 code for a protein of 335 amino acids. Gene Ontology annotation, biological process: Golgi organization. Gene Ontology annotation, molecular function: protein binding.